AUGAGAGAGAUCAUUCACGUUCAAGCAGGUCAAUGCGGUAACCAGAUCGGUCAAAAGUUCUGGGAGACCAUCAGUGCUGAACAUGGCAUCGAUUCCACUGGUGCUUAUAUUGGUGACAAUGAUCUUCAAUUGGAGCGUAUCAACGUCUUCUACAACGAAGGUUAUCAAGGCAAAUACGUGCCCAGAUCCGUCAUGGUCGAUCUUGAGCCUGCCACCAUGGAUGCCAUUCGUAGCAGCACCUAUGGCAAAUUGUUCCGCCCUGACAACUUUAUCAAUGCUCAAUCAGGUGCUGGCAACUCUUGGGCCAAGGGUUACUACACUGAAGGUGCCGAAUUGGUGGAAAGCGUCAUGGAUGUUGUUCGCAAGGAGGCUGAAAACACCGAUUGCUUGCAAGGUUUUCAACUUGCCCAUUCGCUUGGUGGCGGUACUGGUUCUGGUAUGGGCUCCCUUUUGCUUUCCAAGAUCCGUGAAGAAUACCCUGAUCGUAUCUUGAGCACCUACUCGGUGGUGCCAUCUCCCAAGGUCUCUGAUACCGUUGUUGAACCCUACAAUGCUGUACUUUCGGUCCAUCAGCUUGUGGAAAAUUGUGAUGCCACCUUCUGUAUCGAUAACGAAGCCUUGUAUGAUAUUUGCUUCCGCACCCUUAAGCUUACCAACCCUGGCUAUGGUGAUUUGAACCAACUUGUCUCAGCUGUCAUGUCCGGUGUUUCCACCUCGUUGCGUUUCCCUGGUCAACUUAAUUCCGAUAUGCGUAAGCUCUGUGUCAACAUGGUGCCCUUCCCUCGUCUUCAUUUCUUCAUGGUGGGCGUUGCUCCAUUGACGGCUUUCAACUCUCAACAAUACCGCAACCUUAGUGUGACGGAGCUCACCUCUCAAAUGUUUGAUGCUCGUAACAUGAUGGCUGCUGCUGAUCCUCGUCAUGGUCGUUACUUGACGGUGGCUACUAUUUUCCGUGGUCGCUUGUCAACCAAGGAAGUGGAUAAUCAAAUGCUUGCUGUGCAACAAAAGAACUCGUCCUACUUUGUGGAAUGGAUUCCCAACAGCGUCAAGACUUCCUUGUGUGACAUCCCUCCUGUGGGUCUCAAGAUGUCUGGUACUUUUAUUGGUAACAGCACUGCUAUCCAAGACUUGUUCAACCGCGUCAACGAACAAUUCACUGCCAUGUUCCGCCGCAAGGCUUUCUUGCAUUGGUAUACCGGUGAAGGCAUGGAUGAAAUGGAAUUCACUGAAGCUGAAUCCAACAUGAACGAUCUUGUCUCCGAAUAUCAGCAAUAUCAGGAAGCUACCAUUGAAGAGGAUUACGAGGAAGAAUACCUCGAGGAAGACGAAGAGGAAUAUCCCAUGGAUGAAGAGUAA
Messenger RNA from Lichtheimia ornata, 1356 nucleotides. RefSeq names its product tubulin beta-4 chain. Gene Ontology annotation, biological process: mitotic cell cycle; microtubule cytoskeleton organization. Bases 1 to 1356 code for a protein of 451 amino acids. The record is from RefSeq and is a predicted model, not a curated record. NCBI's taxonomy places the organism in Eukaryota, Fungi, Mucoromycota, Mucoromycetes, Mucorales, Lichtheimiaceae. Gene Ontology annotation, molecular function: GTP binding; GTPase activity; structural constituent of cytoskeleton. Gene Ontology annotation, cellular component: microtubule; cytoplasm. The transcript has 5 exons.